AUGCAACAGUUUGAGACGAGUGGAAUCCCAACAGAUCAGACCUUCGAAACGGAUAUUAACUCUACACAAGAACCAAUUGAAACAAAUAAUGAUUUAAAACAAGGAAUUGAUUAUUUUGAAUGCUACAAAAUUCCUAGCGAUACAUGCUUCGAUGAAGGUGACGUAUGGGUUUCCCCAGACAAAAAGAUUGUAAAAUUAAUUAUGGGCGAUAAAGUGAUACGAAAGUAUCGAUUCAAUGAACCAAUUAUAAACGCUGGAUUAAUUCAAUUCGAUAAAGAAUAUCAUUCACUAGCAAUAAUUUUACAAAAUACUGGACGUAUAUAUAAUUUAACUACAGGAAAUCAAUCUAUUAUAUCAUUUCCGUUUCCUAUUGGCGGGGCAUUCUGGUAUAGUAACGGAAUCAUAUUAGAGAGAGCCAUAGAUAAAAGAUUAAGCGAUCUAGAGUACCCACAUAAAUAUAUUACAUUGACAGAUCCGAUCGGACCCUUUGGGUUAGUGUCAUUUGCAAACAACCAGCUGGAUAUUUUGAAAUCAUCUAGAAUGGUAGCAUUUGCUAACUCUAAUUAUAAUAAUAAUUUUAGUGUUCUAUAUGAUAAUAACACUAAUAUGUUGAAUAUUUAUUACACAAGACUAUUAAAUAAUACAGUACAGAAAAUCAAUAGCAUUGAUAAAUCUCCUACAACACUACCUAAUAGUAAUGAAAUAAACAACACAACUAUUAUUAAUGAUAACUCUAAGUCGAUCAAGAAUAAAACUCUAAGAAGAAUGCUUUCAUCAAAGAGAAGAGUGACAUCGACAUCUACAAACGGAACGUCAACCAUAUCUGCCCUUUCUAGUAGUAAUAGACACAAUAACUUCUUGGCAUUAGAUUCAAAUGACGGAGAUCCAUUAUCACAAGUACAAACACCGUUAGCAAAUAAUGAUAUAUCGAUGACUAUGGGCCGAUUAUACAGCACUAAUUUAACACAGGAUAACCAAAUGAUUGGAGAUACAUUGGAACUAACGACAAAUAACAACAACUUAAUGAAUACAACUUUGACCUCCUUACAUUUGGAUAAUAACGUCAUGUUACCAAACCCACAACAAGAUGAUCUGAUCAAUCAAUCUAUAUUAUCGAAUGAUAUUUCCUUAGUGAAAGUAUCUUCGAUUUCUUUACCAAAUGAUAUUCGGUUUUUAUCAGAGAAAAGACUUCGUUCGCUUCGAUGUAUACCUCUAAGAUUUCAUCAACAGGAAGCUCUUGUUUUCUUUGAUAGGGAAAAUAAUUUUGCAAAAAUUUGGUCCAUAGAUAUGAUCUCUGAUGUGAUAAAUUCUACAUCAUUUAAAUUAUAUGGUAAUACACCAGAAAAUAUGAUCAAAUUAUCAAAUUUCCAAAAUAAUUUGUUAUACAAUUCUUUAAAUGAAAAACCAUUGAUGAUUACAGACAUAAUAUCAUGUGAUAUUAUAUUAAAACAAAAUGAGAUCCAGGGUACGUUAGCACUCAUUUAUGACGACAUCGAUAUGGUACUUUACAACCCAUUCCUUGAGCUAUAUUCACAUAUUAUACAUAUUCAACCUUUACAUUUUGACGUUCUAGAUAAAAAAGACAAAACAAGCAAGUUGUAUCUUGAAAAAUCUAUUUUUAUUUAUGUACAAAAUACGUUACUUUACCCAACUAACCAGUUUACAAAACAAUGCUUUACAGCUCUGAAAUUAAUAGUACCGGAACAUAUUUUCUUAUGCAUUCUCUUUAUUUGGCAGUUCCUACUUCACAAUGGUAUAGUCUCUAUGGAAAAUGAUUCUUCAUAUGAAUUCAGUGCGCUCUCAUAUGUGAUUAAAUUAUUAUUAGAAUUAUGCCUAAAUGGACCUAAUGACUCGAUAGAUGAAUCCUUACAGAAAAACCUGACCUUUAAAAUUAUACUAAACGAAUUAACAAAUAUUACGAACACUAUUCCGAAGAUUAUCAUGGGGUUUCAUCUCAUAAGAGAAGAAAUAUAUUUAAAUGUUCUCAGAAAGAAGGAUUUGUCAUUAUUGGAUGAAUUUUUGAGUUAUUCCGUGAAUAGAAUGAAUUGGCCUGCUCAGUGGAAAGAAUAUUAUCAAACUAAUAUUAAAAAACAAGAAGGACAACUCAAUCCCGAGAGUGAUAACUUUAGAACUAGUAUUUUUGCACAUCCCCUGGAUGAACCCCCCUCUAUAAUGAAAUCAUUAUAUAGUAUAACGGAAAACAGCCAAAUCCCACUUACCAAAUUUAUUAGCUUUUCAAGAUUGGUAGAUUCCAAUUCUGAUGUUGAUAUUCUUAUAACGCCACGUUGCUUUAAGACUUUACGUUUAUAUGAGAUAAUCCACUCUUCUGACUUUGUAAAUGAAUAUAUUUUAGAUAUCCUAUCAGAACUCAAAGUAUCAAACCUCGAAAUUGAAACAUCUCCAAUUGGUAUAAUGAAACCAUUGAAGGAAUUGCUACAUUUGGUGGAAGAUAUGAUUACCAAACCAGAUCAAAAUUUGAAUUUCUCAUUAAUAGCUAGGCCAGAUUUAGAGAGGAUUGUCACAAGUUCAAAAAAUAAGAAAGAAUUGCAUUCAAAUUUAGAUAACAAGACCGAAGACAAUAUCUUCAACUUUAAUUCAUAUCUCAAUAAUAAUGCAAAGAAAGAAACAACAUCUAACGUUUUUGAAGUUUUAGCAGACAUAAUGCGUACUUCUCAGGGUUUGGAAAAUGAAUUAUCAACAAGGAACAGCAACUCUGAUGAACCAUACAAUAGCUACCCCGACCAGAUAUCUAGCAAAAAUAAGGAUAUCGAAAUAAGACAGAACUCUGAUCUGAUAUUUGGUGGUGACCAGAGAUUCAAAGAUGCUUUAACACUAGUAAAUAAUUCUACCCCUCAACGAGUUCAUUUUAUAUCGACAAAGACUGAAUACACUGCUGUGCUCGCAAAGAGGAAAAUAUUUCUUCAAAUUAUUUCUCUACGACUAGCAACAGCAGGAUUAGGAUAUGGCGCAAUGCUCUAUGGAACAGAAACACCAUUAUCUACACAAAAAUGGCAUAUACCUGAAAUUUGCCAUACUGUAGUAUUCUCCAACGGAAGCAGAUUCAAUAUUACAUCCCAAGAAACUUCUGAUAUAAUUUCUAAGUGGGGUGAUUUCCAUACAGGUGUUGCAUCCGGUCUAAAAAUUACAAGAAACUCUUCAGAAAUAACUGGCAGUUGGAUAGCCUUCAACAGACCAGGAGUAUUAAAUGCUACAUUUGGAGGAUUUUUGCUUGGGCUAGGCCUAAACGGACAUCUGAAAAAUCUGGAAGAGUGGCAUAUCUACAACUUUUUGAGUCCAAAGAUAACUUUCGUAAGCGUUGGUCUAUUACUUGGAUUAUGUGCGAGUUCCAGAAAGUCAAAAGACUUCAAAAUAAUUAAGGUAUUGAGUGUCCAUGUUGUGGCUCUACAACCCCGUGGCUCUAGGGAUAUGAAUAUAAAUGUUGAAGUCCAAAUUGCUGGUUUGAUUGGUAUCGGACUAAUUCUGCAGCAGUCUCAGAAUAAGAAAAUCAGUUCUGCGCUUAUGAAAGAGUUUAAAGAUUUAAUUACUAUACAAGGGGAAGAAAUUGCAAUUGAAGAGUAUAGAAUUGCAGUAGGUAUAUCAAUAGGUCUAAUAAACUUAGGUUACGGAAGUAAAUUUAAUGGGUAUGAUAGUAAAACUUUUCAAUCUAAUACAUUAAAAAAUGCUAAAAAAUGGACCGAGGGAGAUCCAGAUGACAUUGGUGUCUCCUCAAAAUAUGCUAUAUUCUCCAACGAUACUUUAAUAAGCAAAUUACUUUCAAUAUUAAAUGAUAAUACAGAACAAGAAAAAUCUUGGAUUCUUGAAAAUUCACAAAUCGGAUGCAUCAUAUGCUUAAUGUUUAUGUUUUUGAAAACAAAUAACGAAGACAUUGCAAAUACCAUUAGAUUAAGUAUAUCAGAGUCAGUCGCCAUUUGUAGACCUGAUCUGUAUAUGUACAGAGAAUGGACUUACUAUAUGGUGUUAUGGAAUGAAAUAGACUAUUCAUUAGACUUUAUCCUAAAUGGCAUACAUGAUAGUACAUUAAAGGGAGAUCUUGAUAGCGACAACCUACCGAUAUAUUAUACGAUAGCUGGAAGAAUUCUUGCUAUUGGCAUCAAAUAUGCAUCGACGAACAAUCUCAAAGUCCGUAACAACAUGCUAAUCCUAAUUGACACAUUUUUACCAUUUUAUCAGUAUUCAAAAGAAGAGAAUAGUACUUUUGGCAGUAGUGCUGAUUUUAAAUUAGCGAUUAAAGGUAUCGGAGUGUUAAUAAAUACUCUGAUUGUAUCUGCAAGCAUGGUAAUGUGUGCGACAGGGGAUAUCGAGGUUCUGCGUAGAGUGAAGUACCUACAUGAAGUUGUAACUGGAAAAUUUUCAGAUUUAUAUAGACAAAUGCCGACCAACGACGAUAACAACAGGGAGAGAAUGGAUGACACAGUUUUAUCAUCUGCAAUGUCGAAUGAUGAAACAAACGCAACGUUAAAUGUACCAACUGUAACUUCUGAUUUCCAAAAUGAUUUGGAUAAUGAAGAUGCUGAAAUACUAGGGGAGGAAGGCGUCGAAGAGCUUAUCAGAAAAAAGAUUCGGGAAGAAAUUGAUAACGAAUGUCAUUAUGGUAAAUACCUUGCAACAAAUACUGCCUUGGGAUAUUUAUUCUUAGGUUCUGGACAAUAUGCAUUAAAAACUUCAAGUUUAGAAAACGUCGCUUACAUUGUUAUGUCUAUAUUACCUCUUUACAUGGAACCAUAUCCAUUCCAGGAAUUGAAGCAUUUCUGGAGUUUAGCCGUGGAACCUAGGUGCCUAGUAAUAAAAGAUGCGGUCACUAACGAGCCUAUUAACUCUGUCACUGUCGAGGUAACUUAUGAUACCAGUGAGGAUUCCAAACUUGAUCCUUUGUAUGAGAAAAUUUCGAUAACAACCCCGUGCUUACUCCCAGAUAUUACAACAUUAAAGACGAUUGAGGUACAUAGAGAUAACUAUUACCCAUUAGAGUUGGAUUUUAAAAAUUACAUAAACGCUACCCAUUACUUCAAAGAAGGUACUGUUAUCUAUAUUCAACCGAAACCUUCACAAAAGAGAUGUUACAACAACAUUAAUGAUAUUCGAGGUGCUCUCCAAGAGAAAAUGGAUGUAUUCCAUAAGGGAGUGGAAAAUCAAAGUCAAAGUACAUCUUUGGAAGAACUAAAUAAAGAGGAUGAAGCUAUGAUGGAAUUAAAAUUAAAGUUAAGUUUAGACAAGAAAAUGACUCAAAAGUUAGAUGAUUCCGAUAUUUACAACCAUGACAUGUUGUGCUCCGAUGAAAAUAGUGGUGACGUUGCAGACUAUAUGGUUGAACUUUGGAAAAUGAAUGAAACAAAAUUUACUGAGAAAUGA
This is a messenger RNA of Maudiozyma barnettii, 5370 nucleotides long. RefSeq names its product anaphase promoting complex subunit 1 (gene APC1). Gene Ontology annotation, molecular function: molecular adaptor activity. Gene Ontology annotation, cellular component: anaphase-promoting complex. The transcript has a single exon. Bases 1 to 5370 code for a protein of 1789 amino acids. Gene Ontology annotation, biological process: metaphase/anaphase transition of mitotic cell cycle; anaphase-promoting complex-dependent catabolic process; protein K11-linked ubiquitination. The record is from RefSeq and is a predicted model, not a curated record. NCBI's taxonomy places the organism in Eukaryota, Fungi, Ascomycota, Saccharomycetes, Saccharomycetales, Saccharomycetaceae.